AUGGCUACAAGAGAAGGUGCUGAUGACGAAGAAGCCGAGCAGAGCAGCGAAGCUGACCCAGACCUACUUCCAUCAAGAGUCCGGCCUUCUGCAGAGGACUUUUCCAACGGGGUCUUUUCGAGCGAAGAAACUAGCAGGCAGCAAGCGGGAUCCUGGAGGAUGUACUCAAACUCAGUCUAUGACAACCAUCUCCGUCCUGUCGAGGAAUAUCGAGGGGUAGUGGAGAAUGGUGACAGAUCCUACGAAGGAGAGCUGCGCCCUGGAGAAAUUGCUGCUGCUGAGGCUAAUGGAUUUGUCACAGAAGAUGGCCGGGCUGCGUAUUCCAGGGAAAUCGUUGAAGUGGCAGAUGACAACGUUGGAGGCGCGUCUUACAACUUGAGUGAAGCAUCCAGCGAAGCAUCGUCCGCGAACGAGGAGGGUGGUAGCGGCAGAUCGACACCGGUUGGCUUGUAUCCAGGGCUUGUGCCAGGACUUCCGGCGCAGAUGUUCAUGUCCGGAUACCAGUACCCCUUCUUCCCAACCCCCUUCUUCCCAACCCCUGGACUUCAGCCGGGCAUGGGAAUCCCCAUCGGCUGGCCAGGGGCCUCCCCUUUCUUCAACCCGUUCAUGCAACUACCGAUCCAGCCGGCUUCUCCGUCGUCGUCAACGCAAGCUUCGGAGCCCUCCAGCCCGGCCCAAAACCCUCCAGAGGCGCAGCCUGAGCAGCAGCCAAAGUCUACAGCCACCCAGCCCCCAAACCAGCCCCCAAACCCCGGCUUAAACCCUUCGGCAGCCAGCUGGUCUCCUCCGUCCCAGAUUCCACCGCGGCCGCAGCAACAGCCGCAGCCGCAGUUCAACCACCCCCCCCAGAUGGCUGGCGAAGCCUACCCCCCUGACUGGCAACGUCACCCUCAACAGCCGCCUCCUGCUCGAGGGCAGCGGCCGCCUUUGGCACCACAAUGGCCCCCCUCUGAAGCACCCCAGUUCAACACCCCCGCGCAAGCACCCCAGUUCAACGCUCCUUUCCAAGCGCCUCAGUUCGGUCCGUACGGACAGUUCCAGAGGCCUCCCAGGCCGCAUCUUUCCCCUGCUGCACCUCCGUUUGUGGCAAAUCAGCAGUUUCCACGUGGCAGGAUGCCAGGAACUGAUCAGCGGCCUCCUCUGGCACCUCGUGGACCCCAGUACUUCACUCCUAGACCGCAGAACAUGUGGUUUCAAAGACCCCAGCAGCCUCCGCCAAGGCCAGCGCCGGUCCAGAGAGCUCUCCCGAAGGUCGACUCUACGAAGCUGCGGAUCAUGUCUCGUGAACUGCAGUCGAACAUGCAGACGGAGUUGCCCAAGUCCCGAGCAGCCGUAACCCCAGAGGUCCCCACAGACUCUGCCAGGCGUGAAACGUGGCAGAGGCGUCCUACCCUGGAGGCGCUGAGCGAAGAGGGCAGCGAGGUCGAAGAAGGCCAAGCCAGAUCAGAAGAAGCAGAAGCUGACAGCGACAGCACUGGCUGGAGUGGGAGGAGUGUCACGAAGGAACCAAGCGCUACAGAUCUGGUCGCUUUCGCCAGCGCAGACGGAGAGGAAUCAACUGAGGCUGUGAACGGAGCGCCGGAACCGGAUGCAGAGGGGAAGGACAAUGGCGCGCCGACGGAAGCUGCUGAGUCUCCAGGGGGGAAGUCUGAGGCCAAGAGCGAGCCUGAAGAGGACGAAGAGGUUCUGGAGAGGGAGAAGCCGGCUGAUUCGGUAACAGAUAGCCAGAAAGCGGAAACAAGUCAAGAACCUCAAGGGGCGUCUGAUGGUGACGCUGAGGACGCGACCGCUUCUGAAGUUGCCGCUGGGGAAGAAACGUUGCUGGAUGGAGCGGAGAAAAUGGCUACGGAACAGCAGGAGAGAGAAACGGAAAGUGACAGAACGGAAUCUGACCGGGGGGGCGAUGCAGCUUCGGAGUCUGCCCAAGCAGUCGUCGAAGUUACGGCGAUGGGGGAAACGGACAUUCUCCCGGCGGAGAAAGCAUCCGUAGAGAACUCAGAGGCGUCUGCGAACCAAUGUGUCGGAAAGGAGAGUGUGACAGGUGAGAUCGAGGGCAAAGAGGACGCAGCAAUUGAGAGCUCCGAAGGUUCGGUUGAAGCCCGGGUAGAGGGCGCGCCAGACCUGCCGGAAGAGGGUACAAAGGAAGACGUCAAGAUUGUGGAAGCGUCUUCGAAGGAGGAGCAAAGAAGCGCCCAGGUCGAAGAAGCCAAAGAAAGUCCACCGGAGAGUGAAAACAGCCUAGAAGAAGAAAGGGCAGCUGUUCGGGAAGGGGGAGCAGAGGCAGCGCCUGAGGUUGGGGCGGAGCGGGCGGAAUGUUCGGGAAGCUCAGAAGAGUCAGACGCUCGGUCAAAGCCGUCGGGAGAUUGCAGCUCGAACCAGCAGGUGGAGGCGGAGGUCGUUUUGGAGUCGCAAGAAGGUUCAGAAGAAAUUAAGGAACAGACUGAAGCGGAUGGGGAAGCAGAUGCGGACGGACGGGAAACUGAAGAAGCGGGUUCGGCACAAGAAAAAGGGGAGGAGGAGCUGGAAGUUAGAAAGCAACCGCGCAAAGAGGAGGAGCAGGGUGAGGAUCGUUUGGAAGGGAGCGGUUCCGGAAGCGAAGUCGCAGAGGGGCCCAGCAUCGAAAAGGAGGACGAGAAGCCUUCCAGCGCUCAGGCAGAACCGGGGGCGGCUGCUAAAGCGGAUGUGGUUCCUUCGGAAGGGCAAACCGCAGAAGCUGCAGAAGAGACUGAAAUCGAGAGUCCGGUCGCAUCCAGUCUGAGAGAACUUAGCGAAGGAGGCGUCGAAGCAGCCAGCGACUUUGGGCUGCAGCCAGAAGCUGAAAUGACGUCAAAGUCCGAAGAGGAGAGCCGAAACGGUUCGUCAGAAGCUUCACAACUUGAGCCUACCGACGUGACCAACAAGCCGGAGCUGCCAUCAAAGGACUUCGCGGGCGGAGAAGCUGCUGAGGAGACUCGCAGCGUUGAUGCUGACGCUGACGCGGACGUCAGCAAUCCGGAGCGGGGAAGCGAAGUAACAGCGGAAGUGGCCAGCCGUGAAACGCAAAAGACCGCAGACACGCAACCGGAGGCGGAGAGAACAUCCAGCGGAGGCAUCCCCUCGUCGGUCCUGUCGAUGCUUCUUCCCCACUUCGGAAAACCUGAGGGUGUGAAGCUGUCCUUCGGUGAACCCAGGGGCGAUGAAGUCAGCAAAGAAGCGUCGCGGCCGCCGACGCGGUUCACUCCAAAGCUGGGGCCUCCGCCAGGAUUCGAGAUGCACCGAAAGACGGAGAACGGCUCUUCCAGUCGAAGCCGGGAGAUGGGCGGAGGAGAGGGUGAGAUAGACGACCUGCUAAAAGUUCUCAUUGGUGGCGGCUCUGGCGGAACGGACGAGGGUCAGAGCGGAGGAGCGGAACGGCAGAGUCUGUCUAAAGCCGGGAAGCUGGAAGUCGCAGCUAAAAUUGAAGCGCAACCGGGGCAGUCUUUGGAACAUUCUGAGGUCUCUGAAGCGUCGGUAGUAGGUCCAGACUUCUGGAAGGAGAUGCUAGGCUUGGCGACGGCUAACGGGGAGGAAAGCGGCUCCGCGGAACCGGACCGGAAGGCGGAAGACGGUGGAGAAGCUCCGGCGGGGAGAGAGGCAAAGGAGGCCCGCGAAAAGACCUGGGAGGAGCUUUUCGAUGAGAUGCAGGCCAAGGCUGCACGGGGAGAGCCUCUUCUAAAGCCCGACUCGGAAAAGACCUGGGAGGAGCUCGAGGCGGACGGGAAGUUUGUUGGAGGGAUCCCCCAGAAGAUGAAGACCGGGCGGCAGCAACUCCCACCGUCGGAAGAUGACUGGAAAGUGAAGGUGGGCCCUCAGAUGGAGUUCGGAAAAGGCGAGAAACCGGGGGAGCGGCUCGCGCGCGCGGUGAUACAGGAGGCUUUCAAGGCGAAGAAGGCGGAGCUGGAGAAGGUGAAGAUAAAGGCCUGGUCGAAGCCGGAGGUUUUCGCCCCGGAGGAGUCCCCCGACCAGUCGGAAGCCCCGAGGGGAAGAGACGGUACCAGGCGGGCGGAGGACUUACAGAGAGAAAACGUCUGGGAGAAAAGGAGGAAAGAAGCGGAAGAGCGGUUGACGGGACGGUGGGGAAUCUCUCAUCAGUCGGAAGGAGAGGAGGGACCGGGGGAGCUGGAUAGGGCGGUGUUGCGAAGCAAGCUGAGCGGUUCAUUGCCCCCUAAGGAAUGGGAAGAAGCGGGAACAGGGAGUGCCAGAGAGAGGGGGUCAAUAAUUUUCGAGGGCGCUCUCGUGCAGCUGAAGAGGCAAAGCUCGAAAGAGAGGCGGGGCUCUGAAAGUAACCCAAGUAGUCCCGAAAGGCGCCAAGGUAAACCCGGCAGGCUGUUGCUCGACGAUGGAGACAAGGGCGCGCAAGUCUUUGCUCCCCUCGCGAAAUCAAACGGGCGGCGGCAAGAAGCACCGGUGGAGCCACUCAAGAGUCCGAAGACGCCCAAAAGUGGACAGUGGAGCGAGAUGGUCGAGCAGAGUGAAGACGAUCUCCCGAGCCUUCCGGACGUGCUGAAAGAAGCCGAAGAGCUACAAGAUAGCAGUCCCCAGCCUCCAGAAACGGAGGGAACCGAGCACGCGACCGGGAGAGUGAUCCAGACGGGGCACGUGCCCCAGAACAAGGCUGUGGAGGCGGAGGUUGCGACGCGGGCCGACGGCGAGAGGACCGCCUUUCGCGCGGCCGCGAUGGGCGCGUCCGCGACGAUGUUCGCGGGCCUUGCCGAGCGGAGCAGGGCGGCCGCGCGCUUGGCGCUGGGUGGGGCGCACGGUGAUCGUCCCCCGACCGGAGAUUCCGCCCACGGGAGCACCCAGAGCGAACCUUCCGGUUGGAAUGUGAACCGGCCGACAACCGGGGGCUCGGCGCACGAGCACGUCCAGAGUGGGCCGUCCCGGUGGCCAGGAGCGGGGAACGCUGGGGGGAUUGUGGCGCCAGAUGAUCUUGAGGAAGAUGACAGCGAAGCCGAGGAGUUCGCCCGGUUGAGGAAGCUCAGGAAGCCCGGGGCGAACCAGCGGCAGGGCAGGCCGGUGGUUGAAAGACCGGCUCCGCAGCCGGCGCAACCGGUAGAAAGCAAACCCAAAGCAGUCAGGAUAACCGCCCCGCACGAGAUCGAAGACGAGGAGGCCUCUGACGUCGAGGAGGUGGGGAGGGCAACCCGCAAGGGCAAGCGCUAUUCUCAGAAGCAAUUCAUCACCGACUUAGAGAGCGGCGGCGGAUACUACGACCGGACGUGGGUCGAAGCUGAGCAGGGGAUAGCCAGCCAGAACCGGGGCCCUCCGCAAGCUCUCGGUCAACGAAACUUCAACCAGAAGCCCGGCCCUGCAACUCAAUCUAAGGGACUGAAAAGAGGAAGUUCCGGAAGGGUAGGGGAGAGGUUUGUGGGACCGGGGCAGUUUGAGGAAGCGGAUCGAGUUAGCUCUCCUAGGCCAGGCACCGCGCGCGAGCGCGCAGUUCUGCACGAACCGGGGGGUCUGGGCAGGCGCAAUUCGACUCCCCCGCAGAGUCAAGAAUGGCGCCCGGUGGGUGAAGACCAGAGUGCGACCUCCAGCCGGACCCCAACGCCCGAAACCCUGCCCAGUACGCCCAGCGGCCAGCGCGCGCAUUCACGCGCGUCGCCGGUUAGCCUGAGCACCGAGGCCUCGCCCAUCGAGUCGGUGAAGAGCUCCCUGAGCGUAAAGAGCCCCCGGGAGAGUCUCUCAGACGAGGAAGGCUACGAGUCGGCGACUAGCUCGGUUUUCGACAACAACGACGACAAGUGGUCCACCGAGGACCAGUCGGAAGGGCCCUCCAGUCAGGCGGCUGCUCCAAUGGCGGGACGGGCGUUGCCUGGUAGAGGGGGGGGAGAAGUCUCUACCGGGGAGCAGCAAGAAGAAGCCGAAGCGCGCGUGGAGGGAACUGAGAGCGCACCAUGUGAAGAAGAAGGCGGCUUUGUUGCGGCUGUGAGAGCGGCCGUUCGCCAGAUAGCUACAGGGAACGGAGAGGAGGAAGCGAGAGAGGGGGGAACCGAUACCGGAUGGACUGCUGCGGAGAAACCGGAUGAGAAAGAGCAAGGUGGGGCAGGAAAGGAGGAGGGAAUCGAGGAGCCGAUCGAAGAUAAGGGGUGGGCAGAAGGGGAAAAGGGUGAAGAGGGCAACGCGGCUGCAGUACCGGUGGGGAAAAGAGAAGAGAAGACCGGACCGCUGAGCGAGGAAGAACUCCAGCGGAGGACUAUCUGGGUGGGAAACAUUCCAGAGAAGCUCUUUACCGAGAAGAAGCUGUGGGAGCAUUUCAGAAACCUAGGGCUCAAGGUUAUGUCCAUCCGGCUGAUCAACUCGCGCACCCUCACAACUAGAGACGGCGUUCGAAUCGAGGGGGCGGCGUUCAUGUGCCUGAAGGACGAGGACGCGGCCAUGGACGCACUGCUGCUAUUUAAGAAGGACAGAGCCCCGUUCAGGAACAUGCUCCUCAGGCCCAGGACCCCGGCGGUGUACGAAGCCCGGGGCUGGGUUCCGGGCCCCGGUCAGUUUGCUGCUCCCCCGCCCAAAGCCGUCAAAACUUCCCUACCAACCGAGAAGGGCCCGCCGGGCAGGACGCACCGGGUCCAAGAAGCGGCAGAAGCACGGGCGUCCAACCGGAUGCCGGGGUCUCAACAGGGCAGGAUGAAUGGGUCGGAAGACGGUUUUAGCGAAGCUGAAGAACCCCAGUUCUGGGAACUUCCCCCGACCAGCGCCCAGGUAGAUGCCCCCGCCAAGAAGGGUCAGCUGCCGGUCAGACCCGCGGGGCCGCCGCCCGACGAGGAGGCGCGCGCGCGCGCGCGCAGGCUCGAGAAGGAGCGCCAGAUCCUGGCGGACCACGUCAAGUUCCGGGACUGGGAGGAGCGAGUCCGCCAGCAGCGCGCGGAGGCGGAGCGCGCGGAGGCUGCCGCGCGGCGCGGCCGCGCGAAGGCCGGCAAGAAGGUCGGGGAGAAGCCGGCUCCGAGGCGGGGGGAAACAAACCCGGUAGAUUUCGCCGACAGCCCGCCGUUCGCCCGGUUCUUCGUCGCGAUCGGGAACAGCAGGGAGGAUUUGGAGAACAGCCUGGAGCAUUCGGCGUGGACGAGCGUAACUAGAACGGGGAACAAGAAGAUGGACAUGGCGUACCGGAGGCUGCAGGAGGGGGAGGGCGCGGGACCGCUGUACCUGUUCCUGACGGUGAACGCCAGCGGGGUCUUCUGCGGAGUGGCAGAGAUGACGGGUCGUGUGAAAGACGAGGCGCUCGACAUCUGGCAGGAGAGUCCCUGGGGCGGGCACUUCCCCGUCAAGUGGCACCUGGUGGUAGACGUCCCGGGCACACUUCUGGAGCACAUUCUGCUGACAAACAACGACCGGAAGCCGGUAACCGUCAGCCGGGACAUGCAGGAGGUGCCAUUUGAGCAAGGGCUCGAGAUGCUCCAGGUCUUCAAGGCCGAGGCCAUCAAGGCUGCCCCGCCGCCCCCUCUGCCGGCGCCAGAAGAACCAAUCCCCCAAACCGCGUCAGCAGAGCCUACCAACUUCGUUGACUGGGAUACACUGGCCGUCCCGACGCCGGAACAUCUCCCGACCGAAACGGAGCCGCAACUCCCGGAUCCCGGAACCCCGGCGCCCGCGGACCCGCACGCUGAAACCGCAGCAAUCCGGGUGCUGACACGUGUCAGAGAGACCAAAGGGAUAGCCCCAAGACCUGUUCCUCCAAAGGCACCCCAGCCCAAGGACGAAGCAAACAGGAGGGUGGCCCAGACCGGGCGCAUUCGGGUCGACACUCCGCUGAAAUGGUGGCCGGCAGCGGAAGCGAGCAGGGGGAACGCCGAGAAAGCGCACGGAAAGCAGAAGGGGGCUGAGACGGACGGAACGCGGAAGGAUGAGACGAGCGGAAAGCGGAAUGCAGCCGCAGGCAACGGUGACGAAAAGAAGACGGGCGGGUUUGCGCUGCUAGAAGUCGAGUCGCCGGCCGCAAGCGAAUCGUCCAGCGACGAAGAGGGGCCGCGGCAGCCGACUGAGCCGGAAGAGAAGUCCGUUCCGGUGGUGCCGGAACAGACGGCGGAAUCGAGCGGAAAUGGGGCGCAGGAGGAGUGGGACGAGCUCUUCUUGGGCGGUGCGCAGGCGGAAGACGAACGGUUGGGCGACGUACCGAAGGAGGAGCGGGAAGAAGCGCUGGCCGAGCUAGCGAAGGGCCUGAUCGGGCGCCUGCCUGCGAAAGGGGUUGACGCUCGGGACGCUGACGGCUGCACCGCCCUGAUGCACGCCCUCCUGCAAGGCAGGCUGCAGUUGGCCAGCUUUUUGCUCCAGAGCGGUGCGCGCGCGGACUACCCGACGAAAGACGGGCUGAAUGCUCUCCAUGUAAAGGAGAAGCCAAUUCUAAUUGUCCAUGUCUCUCCUUCUCUCAGCAUCGCGCAAGUCGGCAGCUCGGAGCUGUGCGCGCUCGCGCUCGCGCGCAUUCGGGAGAGCGGCGGUCAGCAGGGCCUCGCGAAGGCGGUCAACAAGCCGGACAACCGCGGCCGCAGCCCGCUGACGAUCGCAGCCCAGUACGGGUGGGCCGCUGUCGUCGACCAGCUGAUCGAGAGCGGUGCGCGCGCGGACGAGAGCCAGCACCGGGACGGCGCCACCGCGCUGUUCAAGGCUGCGGAGCUGGGCCAAGUGGAGGCCGUGGCUAUGCUGCUCGCGAAGGGGGCCAACCCGACGCCGCCACCUGUCAACGGCCUGACGCCCCUGGACGUCGCGAAGCAGUACGGCCACAAACGGACGGCGGCCACGCUCGCGGCGGCUGGGGCGAUCGGAGAGCUCCCGAAGAGGGUCGAGGCUCUGUGCAACCGCGGCCUGGAGAGCGCGCGCGCCUGCGACAAGAAGGAGGGGCCGGGGCUGAAGUUCCGGACCUGCGGACGGUGUCGCGAGAUGCGCUAUUGCUCGAAGGAAUGUCAAGUCAACGCCUGGCCAGAGCACAAGCCAUUCUGCCGAGAACGGGAGUAG
Messenger RNA from Klebsormidium nitens, 8967 nucleotides. The record is from the annotation of a GenBank genome assembly. Lineage: Eukaryota; Viridiplantae; Streptophyta; Klebsormidiophyceae; Klebsormidiales; Klebsormidiaceae.